Molecule: messenger RNA, 5017 nt
Organism: Amblyraja radiata (thorny skate)
Lineage: Eukaryota; Metazoa; Chordata; Chondrichthyes; Rajiformes; Rajidae
Gene: spopla
Product: speckle type BTB/POZ protein like a
Exons: 14
Coding region: 569-1747 (392 amino acids)
Molecular function (GO): protein binding
Source: RefSeq, a predicted model, not a curated record
GGGCCGGAAAUUACCGAGAUGUGACGAUGGGAGCCGAAGGGCGGCCGAUCGCCCCAAACAGUUGAAAGCCUGAACUUGUGUGGCGGCCGCGGACGUUAGGAGCCCCUCGGCGCCGCUCUGGCUCCGGCCCCGGCCCGGGGACUGAAAUUUCCUACAACAGUUAAUUGAAUGGCUGUUGUCAACAAAUUAUUGGAGGCUGGAAAUAAGGAUAACAUGACUGGACAUCUUGGAAAUUUACAGCAGAUUAGGAGAAGCUAAUGUGGAUUUCUAUAGAGGUAUAAAAGCUCUGGCAAUGACUCCAUACUAACUGAAACACAAUAUUCUCGAGUGAAGGCAACAUUCCCCGGAAAUUGGAAUUCACAAAUUAAAAAGGGCAACCACAGAGUUGCUACCUAUAAGUAAGAAACCAGUCCAUUCCGCCACCUCAUUUUGAAUGCUGAUGUGAAGAUUGAGAUGAAUCAGUGCAUGAUGGGAAACUUUAUUGCUUAGGCUAAAAGCACCAAAAUGGGCAUGAGAAACCCUGAAAUUCACUGUGGCAUCUAGGUUCAAAACGGUGGACAAGCUGGCGAUGUCAAGGGUGCCAACACCCCCUCCGCCUGGAGAAAUGUCUAGUGGACCAGUGGCAGAGAGUUGGUGUUACACCCAGGUAAAGGUGGUAAAGUUCUCCUACAUGUGGACCAUCAAUAACUUUAGCUUUUGUCGAGAGGAAAUGGGUGAAGUGUUAAAGAGUUCAACUUUCUCAUCUGGGCCAAAUGAUAAAAUGAAGUGGUGCCUCAGAGUAAAUCCAAAAGGUUUAGAUGAAGAAAGCAAAGACUACCUUUCCUUAUAUUUGCUUUUAGUUAGUUGCCCAAAAAGUGAAGUUCGAGCAAAGUUUAAAUUUUCUUUAUUGAAUGCAAAAAGAGAGGAAACAAAAGCUAUGGAAAGUCAAAGGGCGUAUCGAUUUGUCCAAGGCAAGGACUGGGGUUUCAAAAAAUUUAUCCGUAGAGACUUUCUUCUAGAUGAGGCGAACGGUCUUCUUCCAGAUGAUAAACUUACGCUGUUUUGUGAAGUGAGUGUAGUACAAGACUCUGUGAAUAUAUCCGGCCAAUCAAAUAUGAAUACGUUAAAGGUUCCAGAAUGUCGACUGGCAGAUGAUUUGGGAAAUCUAUUGGAAAGUUCUAGAUUCACAGAUUGCUCCCUUUAUGUAGGAGGUCAAGAAUUUAAAGCUCACAAAUCAAUUUUAGCAGCUCGUUCUCCUGUUUUUAAUGCAAUGUUUGAACAUGAAAUGGAAGAAAGCAAGAAGAAUAGAGUAGAAAUUAAAGAUGUAGAUCCAGAAGUUUUUAAGGAAAUGAUGAGAUUUAUCUACACAGGAAAGGCACCAAACCUCGAUAAAAUGGCUGACAACCUGUUGGCAGCUGCAGACAAAUAUGCACUAGAUCGGCUAAAGGUCAUGUGUGAAGAAACUUUGUGUAGUAACCUCUCAGUUGAAAAUGUUGCAGAAAUUCUCAUUCUUGCAGAUUUGCACAGUGCAGAGCAACUGAAAGCACAAGCAAUAGACUUCAUUAACAGGUGCAGUGUUCUCCGACAACUAGGGUGUAAGGAUGGGAAAAAUUGGAGUAACAACCAUGCCACUGAUGUAAUGGAGACAGAAGGCUGGAAAUCGAUGAUCCACUCCCACCCUCAUUUAGUUGCAGAGGCCUUCCGAGCACUGGCAACUGCCCAGUGCCCACCCUUUGGUAUUCCACGCAAACGAUUAAAACAGUCAUAAUUGUGCUAGAGGACAUUAGGUACUGAUCUCGCUACUGACUUUGUGUAGAGGUAUUUCUACCUUGCACCCAUACAGGAUGAAGUCCUCGUCACUUACAUACACAGGACACAACCUGAACUUUAACCGUCUUUUAAUUGCUCUGCUGAAGGAUGUGUUCCAGUAUGGUCUUCAGCUUUAAAUUAGUUUACAUGCUUUUCUCUCAGCCACUUAAACAGCCUUAAAUGAUUUUCAUCCUGGUUCAGUUUAAAUAUUUUUUAAGUUUCUUUUUUUUUUAAAUUAAUGUGUGCCUUGUCAAAAGACUAGGCUAUGCAGAAGUGCAUCAGCAACCAAAAUGCAGAGCCAUCUAUUGAAUAGUUGGGAAAGGCAAAUAUAGCCUUUAACACUUUUCUAAAUGUUUGCCCUUUCAUACAAAAAUAUACUUAAUGAUUGAUUUCCCUGGGAUUCUACCCAUUAACCCUGUAAUUAUCCAGAGAUUGAAGCAGUUUGCUUUCACCAGUCAUCAUUCAAUAUUAUGUUUGAAUUGUGGAUUUCCUCUUUGCGUAUUUGCAUUAUGGAUACUGUUGAAAUUCUGCAUGACAGCCUGAAAGGGGUGUACCAUUCAAUAGCACAUGUCCUUAAUGGGCCAGUGGUAUAUGAAGUACCUGGUUGGUUUAUGAACCGCCAUUUUCUUUGUCAGUGUUUGUAAACUUUGUUUACAGUUUGGAAUUUCUACUGUAUAGAUUUUUUUUGAUUAAAUUCACAAUUUUGGCAGAAAUGUUAAAGACCUUUGUUACAAUUGUGUGAAAAUGGUUUGUAAUGUUCAGCAACCUUUUACAACUCGACAUUGCAACAUAACUAAAGUAAAAACAUUAUAAUUUUGUGAUACUGAUGUACCCAAAAUAUUGGAAUGAUCUGAUUAAAUAUAUUUAAACUUGAAUAAUCCAAGAGCAUUUCUGAAGACUAUCCCUUUGAAACUCCUAAUAACAAUGUUAAGACACUGAAGAUCACUAGAUCAAAUUAAUUUCCCAGAGUAUGUUUACAAUGUUUCUAUCCCUUUAGCAAGGAAUUUCAUACAUACCAAUUUUUCUGUUAUACCCUUUUUUUUUCCUGAGCUGCUGAUUCUUUGGGAUCCAGAUUCACGGGCGCCGGCCGCCCCCUCCCUCAGUAUCUUCCCCCAAAUGGCUAUUGUUGGAGCGUGAGUGUCAUUUGGCUAUUUAACCACCUGGGAUAUUGCAGCCAAGCAUAUUGCUAUGCUCUCCCAAGACCCUCACAUGUAACUCCAAUUGGGUUGUUGGGUCGCGAUCAGAAAUGAGAACUGUAAUGUCCCACUUUACCCAAGUGGGUUCAUCGUCCACUAAAGUGGUUCUGCAGCUACUUCAGCUUAGUCACCAGCUCAUCACAGCUUGACAUUUCAAACAGAUCUUCCUGGUGCAUGUGGCUCAACUACUCACUGGAUAAACUUAUUGAGCCACUCAGAGGAGAAUUCCUUUUUUUAAAUGAACAGGUAUUGUUAUCGUCAUUUGUCUGAGACACUGCUAAGGUAACACUGUAAAUUUGUAGAAACUCCACAUUUCAGGACAAUGAUUUUGCAAUGCCUCAAAUUGACGUUACAUGGCAAUUGAUUUGCUUAUGUUUUGCUAUUUUAUUUAUUAUGCAUCAAUAUAUUUCAUAACUUGUGUUAGGUUAAAGAAACUUUGUAAAACUUUAUAAAUGCAAUUGAAUGCACUAAUUUGUAUCAGCGUUCUUUCUGUAGGCUAUUGUUUUGUGAAAAUCAUUUUUUGUUAGAGAAGAGUGCUCAAAUAUUUUUAAAAAAAUGGAAGUUGAAGAAGCCAAUGGGUUUAAGUUGUCAAUGUAUCUGUUUACUGUCAUAUCACAAAUUCAAAGUAUGGUUGCAUGAACUACACGCCAUUAAAAUUUGAAUAAAACGAAUCUUUAAAAUGAGUUUUGAACUGCUUGUAGUGAGGAGUUUGAAUAUGAAUAAUUUGUUACAACUUUAACAUUUGUUAUUUAUUCAUGAAUUGAUCAUUUCAACUAGGGAAUAUCACAUUCAAUGCUCUUGUUUCAUAUAGUUUAAUUCACAGCCAUUUAACUAUUUCCAUAUCCCAUCAGUUGGGAAGAUAAGAAUGUGGAUUUCCUUUGGUAGGCAAUGAUGCUGCACUGUCUGACCAGUCUUGUCCACUUUGACUUGCUCUGAUUCCAAUUUCUUAUUCCAAGUCCAAAUAGAUACAUUUAAUGCACUUAACCUGUGUGGAAUUUAUCAUUUUGAUCAACUAUGCUACUACUUCCACUAUGCCCUCAAAUUCCUUUGGACUGUUUCUGACACCUCUUUCCCCUUUCUGGAUCUGUCUUCAUCUCGGGAGACCAGCUAUCCACUAAUAUUUAGUAUAAAUAGAUUGACUCUUACAGCACCUAGAUAUAAACCUCCCAUUCCUUGUAAGGAUGCCUUCCCUUUCUCUCAGUGUGUCCACACCUGUUCACAAGAUGAGACUUUCCAUUGCAGGACAUCUGAAACAUCUCAUGUUUUCCCUAAAAAAGUGAUUUCCCUUCAACUGUUGUUGAUGGAGCCCUCACAACUGUUCAAUUUUCCGCAUUUCUGCCCUGACCCCGAUGCCCCAGAUAGAACUGAGAGUUUUCCUUGUCCUUGCCUUUAAUCCUACCUACCUCUGCAUUCAGCACAUCAUUCUUUGUCAUUUCUACCGACUGCCACAUGAUACCACCACCAGUCACAGCUUCCCCUGCCCACUUUCUCGCUCACUGCUUUCUGCAGGGACCACUCUCUCCAUGACUCCCUGAUUCACAUUCCUUCACCACCCAUAUAUCUGCCUUCUUGCACUCUCCUGCAAACAUAGAUAAUGCAAUACCUCCUCCCUUGCAACCAUCAAGCAACCUAAACAACCUUCCUUAGUGCAGCAGAAAUGUGCAUGCACCUCCUCCAAUCUUGUCUAUUGUUUUUGCUGCUCGUGUUGUGGCCUCCUUUAUACUGGUGAGACCAAAUGUAAACUGGAGAACGCUUUGGUGAGCACCCACACUUUGUCCACUGUGUCCAUCAUGAGCUGGUUGCAUGCCAUUCUGAUCCACUUAACAACCUGUCUGUCCUCUGCCUUCUUCAUUGCUAUAUUAAAGCCAAAUGCAAACUAGAAGAACUGGACCUCAACUUUUGAAAAACUAUUGACAGAUCAAAAAUAAAUCUUUGUCUGCAUUCACUGUACCUUUGAUGUAAACAUUAGAACUCUGCUACAAAAUUAGUUUCCCCAGAAGUGAAAUAUGUAAUAAAAAUGAUUUUGUGGAUAA